Molecule: messenger RNA, 981 nt
Organism: Caenorhabditis briggsae
Lineage: Eukaryota; Metazoa; Nematoda; Chromadorea; Rhabditida; Rhabditidae
Exons: 7
Coding region: 1-981 (326 amino acids)
Source: RefSeq, a predicted model, not a curated record
AUGCCGAGAAGAAGAAUUAAAAUGGAAAUAAAGGAGGAGAGACCAGAUACACCAAAGACGCCAGUCACCCCAAUCGCACCAGCCCCGUUCGUUCUACCUCCCUUCGAUCUAUCCUUGGCUGGCACUUUCCAAGCAGGCCCACUGCUUUUCCAACAAUUCGCAGAACAAGCCCGACAUAUUUGGAAUGACCGAAACCAGCCAUUGAAUCCCGCUCUAUUGAAUAACUUUCCGAACUUACCGUUUUCCCAUAUCGCCGGAGUUCAUGCUGUUCAUCCUAUCGCAAUUCAAAAUAUCGCUGCUUUUAAACUCCCCGUGAUGCCUCUUUUUCAAUGUAGAGAAUCCGUAUACGAUCAAGUCAACCGAGCAUUCCAGGACGUCUUCUUUCGUCAGCCGGGUAUAUCCAUGGAAGAAUUGGCUCGUAUAAUCUUCCAAGUCGCAGAGAAAGCAAAACAGUAUUGCAUAUCUACGGGAGACGAUCUCAAUCUUUACUUGAAAGUUACUACCCUGUAUGCUUUAUAUAAAGAGGCUCGGUCCCGAGGUGCUCCACUCACCUCUGUUAGCCAGAUUACGAGAAGUACAGUCGAAAUGCUCAAACUACAGUGCCCUACAGAUGUGCUGCCGUAUUUCUCAGACCUUUCAUUGAUAAUCGGAAUCUGCGAACCACUGGAGCCGCCAAUGUGUGAGUGGAAAAAAGUGAAAAUUUUUCAACUUCAAGAGGCCAUAAUAAACACUAUUUAUGGUCAACUGCAAGGAGUACAUAGUGAUGAGCAGUUGCCAGCCUUGACGUAUCUUCCAUUCGUGGUUAGAUUGUUCAGAGAGUUUGGAUUACCAAUGAAUGACACUUAUCAAACGGAAAUUAUCGACCGACUGAAAAGAAACUUGCCUCACAUUUCGCCUCACUAUUGGGACGUGCUCAGCUCUGAAAUCAAAAUUAUGUUAAACCACGGUUGCAACCCUAACUUCCUUCCCGUUUCUGGUUAA